Spirodela intermedia is the source of this 489-nucleotide messenger RNA. The record is from the annotation of a GenBank genome assembly. NCBI's taxonomy places the organism in Eukaryota, Viridiplantae, Streptophyta, Magnoliopsida, Alismatales, Araceae.
AUGUGGAUAAUUUUGUCGCUCACCAAAGCAAUUUAUCCACAUCUAGUUGGUCACACUACUGCAAAAGUUGCUUGUGAUGCAUUAGCACAAUUAUUUGCAUCUCGUGCCAAAUCACGAAUUCUUGAAUUACACGCAAAGCUUCAUAACACAAGACGUGGAUCUACAUCUAUUCAGGAACUUGUGCAAAACAUCAACAUGAUUACAGACGAGUUAGUCAUCGCUGGACAACUGAUUAAUGAACAGGAGCUGAUUAUUAUCAUCUUGAGAGGACUAGGUCCUCAAUAUGCAGAAUUCACUACAAGAAUCACUACAAGAAUAGAUCUACUCACUCUAGAAGAUGUUCUUGCACAUUUGACCACUCAUGAAGUAAUCUUUGACUUCCACAAUGUCCAAGAUAAUCAAGAUCCAACACUCUAUCCUUCAGCCAAUUAUGCCCAAACCUUUACAACUAGAGGACCUAGGCAUGGAUGCUAUCAAAGUGAUGGCUGA